Messenger RNA from Penicillium canariense, 1716 nucleotides. RefSeq names its product M20 family metallopeptidase. NCBI's taxonomy places the organism in Eukaryota, Fungi, Ascomycota, Eurotiomycetes, Eurotiales, Aspergillaceae. The record is from RefSeq and is a predicted model, not a curated record. Bases 1 to 1716 code for a protein of 571 amino acids. Gene Ontology annotation, cellular component: fungal-type vacuole lumen. Gene Ontology annotation, molecular function: metallocarboxypeptidase activity. The transcript has a single exon.
AUGACCGAGCAUACCUCUGCGCGACAAGAUAAGAGCUCAAGGAGCUAUUGGUUAAUGUAUGGGGCGCUUUUGAUUGGCCUUGCCACAGCGUUUAUCACUCUGUUCAACAAUCCCAUCCAAUCGUCUAGCCUACCCAAGCUGGAUGUGUACGGCCCCGGCGCAGAAUCCGAAUUAUGCCAACAGGUGCCAAAGCUGUCUCCAAAGAACAAGAAAGUGGAACAGUUCGUUCGUGAAAGAGUCGACUCUACGGAGUACCACCAAGAAAUCAUCAACAAGCUCUCUGGAAUUAUUCAGAUCCCGUCCGAGAGCUACGAUGACUUGGGACCCAUCGGCGAAGACGACAGGUGGAAUAUAUUCUUCCAAGUGGAGGACUACAUCAAAGCCAGCUAUCCCACUGUAUUUCAGACCGUCAAGCUGGAUCACGCCAACAAACACGGCUUGAUCCUGACAUGGGAAGGCAGCGUCCCACCAUCGACGGCCAAGCCUAUUCUCAUGCUCGCACAUCAAGACGUAGUACCAGUGCUCUCAGAGAACGUCAAGGAUUGGGCUCAUCCGCCCUAUGACGGCCACUACGACGGUGAGAUUAUUUGGGGUCGUGGCGCUACCGACGACAAAGGCUACUUGAUAUCCAUCAUUGAGAGCAUGGACCUGCUGAUCAAGAGCGGGUUUAAACCGAAAAGAACGGUCGUCCUAGCAUUUGGCUGCGACGAAGAAAUUAGCGGCGAGAAUUGUGGAAGGCCUAUCUCUGAUUUCCUUCAUAAACAGUAUGGAGAUGAUGGGAUCUAUCUGAUCAUGGACGAAGGCUCCACGGGGAUCCAGAGGGAAUUUGAUCAGUCCUUUGCCAUGGUUAGCGUGGCAGAAAAGGGCUAUCUGGACGUCGGCAUCAAUCUCUCGUCGACGGGUGGUCAUGCGAGUAACCCGCCGGACCAUAACGUUAUUGGUAUCCUAUCGGAAAUCGUGGUCGCAAUUGAGAGCAACCCAUUCCCCGGGGCAGUCACUCCGAAGAAUCCCAUGUUCCGCUUCCUCGAGUGUGCAGCUGUUCAUGCUCCCGUGUCGAGCUUCCCGAUGGCGGUCCGUCCCAAGUUGAGCAUGGCCGCUCAAGGUGAUAGCGUCAGUCAGGAGCAACUAGCCCAAACACUCGAUGAUAUGAGAUAUUACUUCAAGACAAGCCAGUCCGUUGGAAAGAUCCAUGGCGGCGUCAAGAUCAAUGCCAUCCCUGAAACAGCGUCGACGUUAGUCAACCUCCGCCUGGCCGUCGAAACCUCGAUUGCGCAGGUCGAGGCACACUACGAGUCUCUUGUCGGUUUCAUUGCUCAAAAGCACGGAAUGCUAUUUGAAGGCUUUCAUUCGUCAUGCAACUCUUCAGAGAAACGGAAAAUUUGCCUGUUUGGGAUCGACGCCUUAGAGCCCGCUCCCGUCUCUCCAGUUGACACCGAAUCUUUCCGCGUCUUGUCUGGGACUAUCAAAAAUGUUCUCAAGCCGCUUGGCACGGACAACGAGCUUGUUGUAACACCAUACCUCAUGCCAGCCAACACCGACACUAAGUUCUUUUGGGCCUUGACGAAAAACAUUUACAGAUUCACGCCAGUGAAUCUGGUGCAUAAUCUCAACCGGGCACAUACGACAGAUGAGUUCAUUCGAGCUGACGAGUUUGUGAGAGAGCCCUUGUUUUUCGCGAGUUUGAUUCUGAAUGCCGAUGAUGUUGUGACUCUGUGA